AUGUCCCCCGACUUCCCCAACCUCCUCUCCCCCGCCUUCCUAACGUUCUCCACCUGUCCUCUCAACCCCACCGCCGAUCCCUCCUCCACUGCAUCUCCUAAUGAGACUUCACCCGGGACCCCCCGAAAAACAUAUCUUUUAGCAACCAUUUACCAGAAUAUGACGCUUUCCACCACACCAACUUUUAUAUGUACAGAUUCUGCUAGCGCGUCGUUCGCGCUAACGAUUAUUCUCCAGUCGCCAUUGACGCCUGCGCAAUUGGAGGGAAGUGGAAACGGGAGCAUGAGUGGAGAUGGAAAUGAUUUUGAUAUCAAGAAAUUGAAGAAAGGACACACAGUUGUAGUGCCGAAUCCGAGGAGGCAUGGGGUCAGAGAAGGAAAACAGGGGUAUAUCAGGUGUGGGUGGAGUGAUCUUACUAUCAUACCAUCCUCUUUGGAUAAACUGUUAGGAAUGAGUGAGAGGUUUAUUAAAGCUCGUGAAAGUACUGAAGAAGACAGCCGAGGGGUUCUGGUGACAUGUCAAUCAUGUGAGAGGAAAGAUAGUGAGGAGCAGCUUUCGAGAUGUAAAGGUUGCAGCGAAGUUUGGUAUUGUGGCAAGGAAUGUCAAACUAAAGGGUGGAAUGAACAAGGUCACAAGAGUGAGUGCAAGGUUCUGAGAAUGGUGUGCGGCAUGAACUUGAACGAUUAG
Molecule: messenger RNA, 687 nt
Organism: Botrytis sinoallii
Lineage: Eukaryota; Fungi; Ascomycota; Leotiomycetes; Helotiales; Sclerotiniaceae
Exons: 3
Coding region: 1-687 (228 amino acids)
Source: RefSeq, a predicted model, not a curated record